This is a messenger RNA of Marmota monax (woodchuck), 4827 nucleotides long. It is a transcript of the gene Spon1, whose product is annotated as spondin 1. Lineage: Eukaryota; Metazoa; Chordata; Mammalia; Rodentia; Sciuridae. Gene Ontology annotation, cellular component: extracellular matrix. Bases 237 to 2660 code for a protein of 807 amino acids. The record is from RefSeq and is a predicted model, not a curated record. The transcript has 16 exons. Gene Ontology annotation, biological process: cell adhesion.
GCUCCUUCGCCGCCGCCCUCUCCUCCUCGCGCUGCUGGCUCGCUCUGCUCAGCUCAGCGCAGCGCAGCUCGGCAGCCGCCAAACCGAGGCGGGCACAGUCUCCGAGUCGCCAGAGCUGCUCAGAGCUCCUUUCCUCCGCCUGGGCUCUUCCAGGUAUCGCUUCUGCCGGGACCACUUCAGGCAGCAGUCGCUUGGUGAGAGCCGGCGACACAGCACAAAGUUGGGGACCCGCGAGGAUGAGGCUGCCUCCUGCGCCCCUGAGGCUAAGCCGGAGUCCGGCGCUGGUGGCCCUGGCUCUGCCCCUGGCCUUGGCGCUGGCCUUCUCCGACGAGACCCUGGACAAAGUGGCCAAGUCGGAGGGCUACUGCAGCCGUAUCUUGCGUGCCCAGGGCACAAGGCGCGAGGGCUACACCGAGUUCAGCCUCCGCGUGGAGGGUGACCCCGACUUCUACAAGCCAGGAAGCAGCUACCGCGUGACACUUUCAGCUGCUCCCCCCUCCUACUUCAGAGGCUUCACAUUGAUUGCCCUCAAAGAGAACAGAGAAGGUGAUAAGGAAGAGGACCAUGCUGGCACCUUCCAGAUCAUAGAUGAAGAAGAAACCCAAUUUAUGAGUAACUGCCCAGUUGCAGUCACCGAAAGCACCCCACGGAGGAGGACACGAAUCCAGGUGUUUUGGAUAGCACCACCAGCAGGAACAGGCUGUGUGAUUCUAAAGGCCAGCAUCGUACAGAAACGCAUCAUUUAUUUUCAAGAUGAAGGUUCUCUCACCAAGAAACUUUGUGAACAAGAUUCCACAUUUGAUGGGGUGACUGACAAGCCAAUCUUAGACUGCUGUGCCUGUGGAACUGCCAAGUACAGACUCACAUUCUAUGGAAAUUGGUCUGAGAAGACACAUCCAAAGGAUUACCCUCGUCGAGCCAAUCACUGGUCUGCGAUCAUUGGUGGAUCCCACUCCAAGAAUUACGUGCUGUGGGAGUAUGGAGGCUACGCCAGCGAAGGUGUCAAACAAGUUGCAGAGCUGGGCUCUCCCGUGAAGAUGGAGGAAGAAAUUCGACAACAGAGUGAUGAGGUCCUCACUGUCAUCAAAGCCAAAGCCCAGUGGCCAGCCUGGCAGCCUCUCAACGUGAGAGCAGCACCGUCAGCUGAAUUUUCAGUAGAUAGGACACGCCACUUAAUGUCCUUCCUGACCAUGAUGGGCCCUAGUCCCGACUGGAAUGUGGGCUUAUCUGCAGAGGAUCUGUGCACCAAGGAAUGCGGCUGGGUCCAGAAGGUGGUGCAAGAUCUGAUUCCCUGGGACGCCGGCACUGACAGCGGGGUGACCUAUGAGUCACCAAACAAACCCACAAUUCCACAGGAGAAAAUCCGGCCCCUGACCAGUCUGGACCAUCCUCAGAGUCCUUUCUACGACCCAGAGGGAGGGUCCAUCACUCAAGUAGCCAGAGUUGUUAUUGAGAGAAUCGCUCGGAAGGGGGAACAAUGCAAUAUUGUGCCUGAUAAUGUUGACGAUAUUGUAGCAGACCUGGCUCCAGAAGAGAAAGAUGAAGAUGAUACUCCUGAAACCUGCAUCUACUCCAACUGGUCCCCGUGGUCCGCCUGCAGCUCCUCCACCUGUGACAAAGGCAAGAGGAUGCGGCAGCGCAUGUUGAAGGCACAGCUGGACCUCAGUGUCCCCUGCCCUGACACCCAGGACUUCCAGCCCUGCAUGGGCCCGGGCUGCAGUGAUGAAGAUGGCUCCACUUGCACCAUGUCCGAGUGGAUCACCUGGUCCCCCUGCAGCAUCUCCUGUGGCAUGGGUAUGCGGUCCCGAGAGAGGUAUGUGAAGCAGUUUCCAGAGGACGGCUCUGUGUGCACACUGCCCACCGAGGAGACAGAGAAGUGCACAGUCAAUGAGGAGUGCUCUCCCAGCAGUUGCCUGAUGACCGAGUGGGGUGAAUGGGAUGAGUGCAGUGCCACCUGUGGGAUGGGCAUGAAGAAGCGGCACCGCAUGGUCAAGAUGAGCCCAGCAGAUGGCUCCAUGUGCAAGGCUGAGACAUCCCAAGUGGAGAAAUGCAUGAUGCCCGAGUGCCACACCAUCCCAUGCCUGUUGUCUCCAUGGUCUGAGUGGAGUGACUGCAGCGUGACCUGUGGGAAGGGCAUGCGGACCCGCCAGCGGAUGCUCAAAUCUCUUGCGGAACUUGGAGACUGCAACGAGGAACUGGAGCAGGUGGAGAAGUGCAUGCUGCCAGAGUGCCCCAUUGAUUGUGAACUCACUGAGUGGUCCCAGUGGUCAGAAUGUAACAAGUCAUGUGGGAAAGGCCACAUGAUUCGAACCCGGAUGAUCCAAAUGGAACCUCAGUUUGGAGGCGCACCUUGCCCAGAAACUAUACAGCGAAAGAAGUGCCGCAUCCGGAAAUGCAUUCGAAAUCCAUCCAUCCAGAAGCUGCGCUGGAGAGAGGCUAGAGAAAGCCGGAGGAGCGAGCAGCUGAGGGAAGAGUCUGACGGGGAGCAGUUUCCAGGCUGUAGGAUGCGCCCAUGGACAGCCUGGUCAGAAUGCACCAAACUGUGUGGAGGUGGGAUUCAAGAACGCUACAUGACUGUGAAGAAGAGGUUCAAAAGCUCCCAGUUUACCAGCUGCAAAGACAAGAAGGAGAUCAGAGCAUGCAACGUUCACCCUUGUUAGCAGGGAUACAAGUUUCCCAGGGCUGCACUCGAGAUUCCAGAGUCACCAAUGGUUGGACUGUUUGCUUGUUUAGUUUUCAUUUUUGCAGUGUUGUUUGCCCAAUAGUCUUGUGGAUACCAGGGAUGUCCUUUGUGGAUACUUUUUGGUGGGUACAGGCCAUGUGGGGCUCCCUCAAUUAUGUUUGGCCCUCUUCCUACAGAAAAAUUAGUGUCAGUUGCCUUGUACUAAACUGAAGCAUGUUCCUCUGGAGCAUCCACCUGGCCAGGCAGGACAGAGACCCUGGCCUCCUCCACAUGGAGGGGGAACUGUGUCUGGAAAUGACUGUGUGCCUGGGUGCCAGGGUGCAGCAAGUAGUAAACACACCUGUCAGAUGAAAAGAACAGAUUCCCCUCUUUCUUAUCUUUGACCUGUUCAUUCUUGCAGAAAACUUCCAUUUGCCUAUCUCUCUUCAUUUAGUGGAACUUUAAGUCUCGUUAAGUCUACUCAGUCAUUAUAAGUUCUUGGGGGAAAAUGGUCCGAAGGAGAACUGAUAUGGGUAGCUUUUAUUCAUACACUAAGAAACUCUAUGUACAUUUAUCUUGCCUCCUAAUAUUGGCUCCUGAUACCCCAAAGGAUGAAAAUGAUGACUGUUGUAUUUAAAUGGAACCAGUUCUUACAUCAGUGUUGAAGGGUAUGGGUAUAGAAAGUUGUCUUCCCUUGGUUUUGCUUUGGGUUUUGGUAUCAUAAUUCUCCUAAGGAAGCUAGCUUUAUGAAUGCUUUGAUAAAAGAUCCUUAUUGGAAGCAAGGCCAAGGCACCCAAAUUUUCCUGCCAGUUCCAAACCUUGAGUUUUCAAAUCUUCCUAUAUAUCUAUCCAGACUUUGAAGUUUUCAAAUCAGUUUCUAAAAAGAAAACAUUUUAGUUAUACCAACAUUUUACUAAGUCUGCCCAAAGGCCCCCAUAUCAUUUCUUCAACAAAACUACCAUCUCUGAACCUAAGUUAUUUUUUAGUCAUAAAAUUUUAUAUAGAGAGAGAAAAAGACUUGACAAAAUCUAGAGAAAAAAAUAUUAUGGAAUCAAGCUGAAAUUCUGGUACAAAGACAAGCCUGUGUCAGCUUUCUACACCAGGGCUCUGGUUCUCAUGGAUAUGAGAAAUCUACUCCCUUCUAAGCCAUUAUAAGCACACCAAAUUCAGGGAGACUGACUACCAAUGAUUAGUGUAAAAGCACUAUUUUCUCAGUUGAGCCCACUGACAGUUUUUGCUCAUGCAUUUAUUGUUAAAACUAUAGUUUCACUUCUUUUGCAGGCCUUUUUUUAUUACUGCUUAAUCCAAAUAUAUACCAUGGGCGAGAUGCAUACAAUGCUUUGGAUAUGCUACUUUUAAGAAUUUGCAUUAAAUACUUCAGGAUAUUUCAAACAACACAUAUAUGCUAUAGCCCUGAAUAUGUAUUUUCUUUUAACACAAGAGAGACUAUUCAAUAAAAAACUCAUUGGGUCUGUUGUUUGUGUUUUUAAGCUAACUAAAUGUGCAAAUGGUUGGAUACUUUAACAAUUGUUAUCCAAAUCAAUCAUUUUCAGUAAGAUAUGGGUUUUACUCUAUCUGAAGGGGCUAUUACAGCCCUGAGUUACUCUGGAGUUUUGAGUUGUUUCCAAUGUUAUUUUUUAAAAAUUCUUCAAUGAAUUGCUCUCUUCCCCCAAAGGAGCAUAAUAUUUAAAAAAAAAAAAAAUAGGAGGUUUAAUUUUCCACUUUGGGCAACAACAACAAAGUCCUGCUAUAGAAUCUGCCCACUUUUGCAACAUCUAGCUAUCUUGAUAUUCAAAGUUCUCUAAGAUGGUGAUGCCUAAGUAACUCUAAGACAAGCUGCCCUAGUGUCUCAUGUUCUUAUUUGGUCCCUGUUGGGUACAUUUUUAGUCUUGAUUUUGAAGAUUUAAAAUCAGGUAAUUGGUUAAUGGCUAAGAACAGGUAACAUGCUUCUCUACACAAGUGUUUUUUGUUUGCAUUGGGGAAUUUAUAAAAAGUGUCAAAUCUCUUUCUUACCAAAGUCUUCUGUUAGUUGGUUUAUAGUUUUUCUGGCUAAUCAUUUUGGAAAUAAAGACUUUUUACUACAAAAAUGCAAUCCGUUUGAACUUCCACUUGAGAUGGUAAAGAUUAUAAGAAAAACUGCCAAAUAAAAAACAGAUAUAAUUGUA